AUGGAUAACGCUGUGUCCGCCGUCACGGGUCGGUCUGACGCCCGAGCGACAAUCAACGCCAAACUCUCCGACGAAGAUCUUUGUCAAAUAUUCAUGACACUCGCUCUGCUUGACAUACCUUCUUUGGAACGUCCUCAAGGCUGGUUCCUUCAGGUGAAUAGCGUCUGUCGUCGCUGGCGCUAUGUCGCUCUGGGCUACGCCGAGCUUUGGGCCAUAAGCGCGGGCUCGUUCCCUUCUAAAGUCAUGACCAAUCUGACAAUCGAGCGUGCCCGCCGUUCCGCCUUGCGUUUUGACGGACAUUUUGAAGAUCAUGCUGGCCCUGGCUAUGUGCUCACUCACUACCAGCAAUCGCUUUUAGAAAAGUACGGCGACCGUCUGCGCUCUGUCGUGCACGACGACUACCAAGAUUGGUCGGUGCUGCUGUAUCGCCUGGGAACCUUGCCGCGACUUGAGAUGGCGCGGAUAUGGGAUGAUUCUGACUCUAAUGCAUGGGACGGAGAUGUAGUCAUACACGCUCCUCGAUUGCAGGGUCUCUAUAUGAACAAUGUGUUGAUCCCGUUCAGCGCACCGAGUCUCCGGUCUUUGCGUGUAGACUUCAAUCAGUCCAACCAGUCUGUGCCACCAGACGAGCCCGCGGAUGAUCCCGAAUACCAACCAAUCCCAACGAUGUUUCCAACGAGAAAACUCAUUGGUUUUCUCCAACAUUCGCCCUUGUUGGAGAAGCUGGUUCUUACGGGCAUGGGUCAGCUACCCGCUUUCAAUCUGCCACCUGUAGAGGAUCUCUCUGUGGCACUCCCUAGACUUCAGAGUCUCGAUUUCAGUGAAGCAUUCACGGCGAUGGAGGAUCUAUUGAAUAGAUUGCAGUUUCCGCCGGAAACUCAAAUGUCAAUCUGGCAUACCGGACCUCAGGAUAAUGACACGAACUCAGUGUUCUCCUUUGACGAGGAUCAGGCUUGA
Peniophora sp. CBMAI 1063 is the source of this 957-nucleotide messenger RNA. The record is from the annotation of a GenBank genome assembly. Lineage: Eukaryota; Fungi; Basidiomycota; Agaricomycetes; Russulales; Peniophoraceae.